UUCCUUUUUUCUUCUCCUCCUUGGACAGUCUACACUCAAAUUCUGUCUACAGAAGGUGGCUUCAACGUUCUAUAUUAAUCCAGACGACCAGGACUUAUAAAUACUAAACGAAAAAUCGAUCAACCUCCAUUAAACUCCAUGAAUCAAGUGUAGUGAAAAAGAUAAGUAGAAGAUGAAGAAAUCAACACUCCUCAUCGCUUUAAUCACAAUCCCCCUACUAAUAUCAACAUCAAACGGGGAUGCUAGAACACAAGUAAUCAAAAUGUACUGCGAUGAAGGAUUCGAAAACAAUCAAACCAUAUUCGUCCCAAAUUUCGUACAAGCAAUGGAAAUUAUCAACGUCCGAUUACGAACAUCAAACAACGCAACAAUAGAAAUCGGAACAGGACCCAACAAAAAUUACGCCCUCGCUCAAUGCUUCAACGAUCUCUCUUCACAAGAUUGUAUGUUAUGUUACGCCCAACUCCGUACUGUACUUCCCGGUUGUUAUCCCCAUAGCGGUGGUCGGAUUUACAUCGAUGGUUGUUAUAUGCGGCUUCAGAAUUAUAGCUUUUUUCAAGAGUAUAAAGGAUCUAAUGAUACGAUUGUUUGUGGGAAUGUAACGAGGGAGAGUUUAGGGUUUCGAGAUUUGACUCACCAGGCGGUGGUGGAUGUUGUGUCGGAGGCGUUGAGUAGCGAUGAGUAUUUUGGGAGGGCGGAGGUGGUGGUGGCGCGUGGCGGUGGUGGUGGUAAUGAGUCGGUGUUUGUGAUGGCGGAAUGUUGGAGGACUUUGAGUCCGGCGGAUUGUAGGAAGUGUUUGGAGAAUGCGUCGGCGGCGAUUUCGAAAUGUUUGCCCUCGUCGGAGGGAAGGGCGUUGAAUACGGGGUGUUUUAUGAGGUAUUCUGAUAGGGAUUUUUUAAAUCCCGUAGAGGUGAUACAGAGCUCUAACAAUAGAGGGAAGAUGGUAGCGGUUAUUGUUUCCAUUGUUAGUUCUGUGGUGGUUUUGGUAGUUGCUUUGACAAUUGUUUUAUAUAUUAGGAGACGUAGAUAUAUACAAUACAGGAGAAGAGGCUCUUAUGAUGCUGAGAAAUUAGCAAAGAUUCUUACUGAUAGUAGCUUAAACUUCAAAUACUCCACAAUUGAGAAAGCCACAGCAAAUUGGGAUGAGUCAAACAAGCUUGGACAGGGAGGAUUUGGAACCGUUUACAAGGGGGUACUUUCAGAUGGAAGAGAAAUAGCUGUGAAGAGGCUCUACGUCAACAACAAAUUUAGAGUAGCAGAUUUCUACAACGAAGUUAACAUAAUUAGCAGUGUUGAACACAAAAACCUUGUCAGGCUUUUAGGAUGCAGUUGUUCAGGACCUGAAAGCAUUCUCGUAUAUGAAUAUCUUCCCAACAUGAGUCUCGACCGCUUCAUUUUUGAUGAAAUAAAGGGCAGGACACUAAACUGGGAGAAGAGAUUUGAGAUUAUUAUUGGUACAACAGAAGCUGAUUUUGGGUUGGCCAGAUCUUUUCAAGAUGAUCAAACUCACCUCAGUACUGCUAUUGCGGGUACACUUGGAUAUAUGGCUCCAGAGUAUCUAGCCCAUGGUCAAUUAACUGAAAAGGCAGAUGUUUACAGCUUUGGUGUUUUACUUCUGGAAAUAGUCACUGGUAUAGAAAACAACCGAAGCAAUACAGCAGAAUAUACCGACAGCAUAGUCUCUGCUGCAUGGAAGCACUUCCAGGAAGGUACAGUGGAGCAAAUCUUUGACCCGAAUCUGUUGAUGGAUAUUUACCCGAACAUCAUUUUCAAAAAAGACGCGAUAAAAGUGGUACAUGUAGGACUUCUUUGCACCCAAGAAGCUCCAUCUUUAAGGCCAACAAUGUCAACUGUACUUAAAAUGUUGGCAAAAGAUGAACAUUUACCCUUUCCUUCUAAUCCCCCUUUCAUAGACGAAAAAACCAUGGAACUCAACAACAUUACACAAACUAUACUUGGUGAUCAUGAAGGGGAAAGUUCUUAUUCGAUUGCUACAAUUUCCCACAGUCAAUUCUACCCUAGGUAACAACACAACAAUGGUUAUCUAUUUUCGAUAACUAGGGUUUACGCCUUUUGCAUAUACGAAAGAUCAAGAGCGAGUCAUGUACUCAUGACCCACCUUUUGGGUAGGACAAAUAGUUUAUAAUAUUUAUCUUAUUGAUAUUAGUCACAAGCCACAGAUAAGCCAAUGCAAACCAAACAAAAUAGAACGUGUUUAUCAUAAUAAGUAAAUAUAUACGAUAUAUACAGAAAAAAGGCCCACCAUCCAUGGCUUUGUUUUCAUCCUGUAUGGAAGUCCCUUGGUGAUUCUAUUUCAAGAUCAUGAUGCAUUGCCUUCUUAACCUCCUCAACAUUGGGUGGAUUGGAUCUUCGCACUUUUACCAUUUUUUGCUCACAUAUAUGUCGGGUUGAUUUGUUACCGAAG
This is a messenger RNA of Lactuca virosa, 2425 nucleotides long. Lineage: Eukaryota; Viridiplantae; Streptophyta; Magnoliopsida; Asterales; Asteraceae. The record is from the annotation of a GenBank genome assembly.